Molecule: messenger RNA, 3804 nt
Organism: Lasiosphaeria miniovina
Lineage: Eukaryota; Fungi; Ascomycota; Sordariomycetes; Sordariales; Lasiosphaeriaceae
Exons: 3
Coding region: 1-3804 (1267 amino acids)
Cellular component (GO): membrane
Molecular function (GO): protein binding
Source: RefSeq, a predicted model, not a curated record
AUGGCUUCGCGAUCUCGUGAUCUGCCCGACGAGGAGCUCUUUAUGAGCCGACCCGGCCCGGCCGCUGAUGACUGCGACAGCCCGACGGUCGAGCCGCUCAGGAUAUUCAGGCCCCUGAGUCCCAGGACCCAUCCUGCCGACAAGCCGGCGGACCGUUACAAGUUCCCCGCCCCUCCGUCGUCAUCGUCAUCGCCCGCGCCCUCGUCUUCUUCCUCGUCCAAGCCCACCAUCGCCUCGCUACCCCCGCUGCCGUCUUUCCCUAUGUCACUCGGCGCAUCCAGCUCCGCCGCCCCCUUGCCCUAUCCCGACGACGACGGCAACCGCAGGCCUACCCAGGCCUCCAAGCCCUCUCGGCUCCCGUAUCCCGACGACAACCGCAGGCCCUCGCUGCCUCUGAGCACCUCGUCGCAGUCUAGCGAUGGUCCCGGGCGCCUUGUCACAAGCCCUAUCGAUAAGAAGGGCAGCGGUCUUGCCGAGCGGCGCGGUACGGUUCCCAGGCCUCUGCAAAGCCCCGACAGCCCUAGCGUGGACAGGGAGGAGCUCUUCGCAAAGCCCCUGAGGAACCCCGCAGUUUUGGCUGCAUCGGCGCCAUCCGCCGCCCCCGCAGCCACCGCCGCUCCCGCAACCAAGAUAUCUAACGCAUACCAGCAGAAGCCUUACUAUCCUCCGCCGGGCGGUGCCGUCGGCCCCCGCGCUAGCUCGGGGCUUCAAGUUCAGGAGUCCAACAUCAACCGCUUCUCGUCGACUGCCUCAACAUCGACUACUCGUGCGAGUCGUGGGUCGCCUCCUCCCCCUGAGACACCCAUUCUCGAGCCGGGCUCGCUGCCUGGGGGUGGCAUUGAAGCGCGUUAUGCGGCCGCGGGUAUCUCGGGGACCGCAACCCUCAACAGCCUCAGCCUCCAGGCUCCGAGUGCGGCCGCUCAGUCGCGGCUGGCCCAGUAUGGCAGACAGAACUCGAACCCCCCGGCACAGCCUCAGCCGACUCGGCCGUGGACCCCGACUGAAACCCCCGACCAGCAGCCCUUUGGCCCUCCAACAGUGUACCAAGGCGCCGAUCUGGUUGCCAAUCCGCCAGCGCAGCAGAAUUCGUUCAACCUGCCUGCGAACCCCAACCCGGCCUCAGCUACGCCGUCGGGCCCAGCGCUGCAGGUGAGCGUUCUGGAACAGGAUUUUCAGCGCAUGCAAGCCUCGACUCCACCUCCUGCCUACACGAGCGUCAACCCUUCGGCCAACUCGUCGCAAUAUCCCUCGGAGAAGCAGCGGCCAACCCAGGCAAGCCCCAGCGCGAACGCCAAUGCUGGCCCCAAUCUAGCAUCCCACCCGGCAAUGGCCUCGGGUGCCAGGACCUCAGCCCGGCCGGGCCCAAGCUCAAGCCCAGCUCAGGGAAGCUCGACACAAAAGCCCGUGCCGUCUCCCUCUCCGGCGGCUCACCCUGCCGUGGCUUCUUCGUCCUCUCAGCUUGCGGGUCAUCCCGCCUUCGCCAACGACACCAAGCCCGAGGCGGCAACAAAUGGGCAACCAGGGUUAACGCACACCCCCUCGCUUCUUGCGGCUGCUACGUCGCCUCCUCCUCUCCCAGAGGGAUGGAUCGCGCAUCUUGACCAGGUCUCGGGCCAGUACUACUACAUCCAUCUCGCCACCCAGGCCACACAGUGGGAGUUUCCCAAGGGACCCACCCCGCUUCACCAUAAUGAGCCCGUCCCUCUGUCACCGGCAGCAUCGACGUAUGGCAACCCCCUCGGGUCGCCGCUCCUUGGCGGCGGCAAAGCCGGGCUCAAUUCCCCCAUGUUCCAUCCGCAGACUCCCGGAUAUGCCGAGAGCAUCAUGAGCGUUGCGGCCUCGGCCACGCCUUCGACGGCAGGAUUCACCGGGCCUCCCCCAAGCGCCGGUGUUGACGUGUACAAGGUCAUGCCCACAAAUGGCGUCUACUUUGGGCCCUACCUGCGCUAUGUAAACAUGGAUCUUGAAAAGGGCGUUUGGCUGGGCAGCAUCAUGAUUGUGACAGACGCGCCGCAGCCUCCCACAAUCCACAUCCAUCUGAGCGUAGAUCUGUCCCCCAACCCCCGCCAGCUAAUCCCGCGCGGCAUCUACACGCACCAAAGAUGGUCCUUCUACAAGUACGAUAUGGAUUUGCAGAUGUCGGAGCAAGGUACCGAGCGGUGGACAUAUGCCGUGACGUCGCAUCUUGGGUGCACUCGCUACGAGUUUGCCGUGGCCGGCCGCUACGAGGUGGGCUGGCGCAUGAUCGCUCACUCUGGCAACGACUUCUCUCCCAGCACCAAGCAGGAAGAGCGCGCAAAGCUCGGGGGCGUUGGCUUCAUGUGGAAGGAUAUUCUGCAGAAGAACAUUGAAUGUGGCGGCUUUCACGUCCAGCUUGGCCUUGGCGACCAGAUUUACGGAGAUCGGCUGUGGAAGGAAGUCCCCAUCUUGCGGCAAUGGCUGGCAAUGGGAGGGAGAGAAAACCGUAAGACGGCUCCCUGGACGGCGCGGCACGAGGAAGAUGUCUCGCACGCGUAUUUCCACUACUACACCAGCCACUUCGACCAACCAUUUAUGCGCGAGGCCUUUGCCCAGAUCCCGCAUGUCCUGCAAAUUGAUGACCACGAUAUCUUCGACGGCUUCGGCUCUUAUCCCGACUAUAUGCAGUCCUCUGCCAUAUUCAAGAACAUUGGCCGCAUUGCAAUUGAGAUGUACUUGCUGUUCCAACAUCACACGACUGUCGAGAUACUGCGGAAUGUCAGCUCGGACAUGGACCUCUUCACCAUCACGGGGUCCGGGUGGCACUUCCUCAAGUUCCUAGGCCCUGCUGUGGUUGUCGUUGGCCCGGAUUGCCGCUCCGAGAGGACACAGAGCCGUGUCAUGGCUGGGCCUACCUACCAAGGCUUGUUUCCCAAGGUUGCUGUGUUGCCGCCUAGCGUGCAGCACUGCAUCUGGAUGGUAUCUGUGCCGGUGGUAUAUCCGCGUCUGGAGACGGUGGAGACAUUGGCCAACACAUUUGCAACGGGAAAGAAGGCCGUCAACACGACGUACAACCUCCUCGGCAAGGUAACAAGCUCGGUGGCGGGCGUCGUGGGCGGAAAGGAAAUGGUCCAGCACGGCUUCAAGGAGGUCAAGAAGGCGGUUGGAAAGUCCGGGCUCAUGGGCAACGUCCUCAACCAGUUUGGCGAGUUCGACAUUGCCGAGGAGCUGAAGGACCUGUGGACACAUGAGUCUAAGGAUCUAGAGCGGACAUACUUGAUCCGAACUUUGCAAGGGAUCGCCCAGCAAAAGGGCAUCCGGAUGACGUUCUUGUCAGGAGAUGUUAUCUGCUGCGGGGCGGGCAUUGUUCACGACCCAUCGCACCCGAGCGACCACAAGACCAUGUACCAGAUUAUUUCAAGUCCGGUCGUGGCGGCACCGGCAAGCAACUACCUGCUCAAGAUGCUGCACAACAACAAGAUGCUGUACGUACCGCUCAACGGCCACAAGUCGACGCACGAGGUCAGCGACACCAAGGAAGACAUGAUGGAGAUCUUCCACACGGACGCGUCGGGCGCCGCCCGCGAGCACAAGAAGCUCAUGAGCCGCCGCAACUACGUUGCCAUCGUGGCCUAUGACCCCGACGCGCUCAACGGCGGCCAGCAACAGCAGCAGCAGCAGAACUAUGCCGCCAGCAUCGCGAGCGGCCACUCAGGCGGCGGCCACGGCAGCGGCCUCAGCAAGCUAAGCUUGGCCGUCGACUUUGUUGUCCAGGGCGACGGCGCAUUCGCUGCGACGACAAAGUACGGGCCGGUUAUUGUGCCUCAUUUGGAGUUUGGCCACUAG